Molecule: messenger RNA, 7973 nt
Organism: Pocillopora meandrina
Lineage: Eukaryota; Metazoa; Cnidaria; Anthozoa; Scleractinia; Pocilloporidae
Source: the annotation of a GenBank genome assembly
UUUCACGUUACUGUGUUCAACAGAUCAACAAAGCGACGGAUGAUCAUCAUCCUUGUCCUCGUCGUUCUUGUUGUGGUAGCCAUCAUCAUCACACUUGCAAUAGUUUUCACGAGAGACAGAGACUCCGAACCAGACGUUCCUACUUCGCAGCCCAUCCUUCCUCCUCCUACUGCACCACCGGGAGCAGAUGGGCCUUACAAACAUGCCGUAGUUGCAUCGGAUGCUGGUCCCUGUUCGGAGAUAGGCCGUGACAUUCUUAAAAGAGGAGGUACGGCAAUGGAUUCAGCAGUCGCAGCCUUGUUUUGCAUCGGAGUCUACAAUAUGCAUUCUGCUGGUGUGGGCGGUGGUGGGUUCAUGGUUGUGUACAAGAAGGGCACAAGGUCUGUGGAGGUAAUCGACUUCCGUGAAGAAGCCCCAGGGAAAGCCAACAGAACGAUGUAUGUAGGAGGAAAAUUGGACUCUAGAAUCGGUAAGUUACUUUUCUACGGGAAAUUUUCCCGAUCCUCUUUCCCUCUCAAUUUCGUUAUACCUCUUUAGUCUCCUUCGCAGCUGUUGCUGGCUAUCGUCACGCAACGUGCUAUCUACCCUACCUAAGAGCGCGUUGCGUGACGUAACCAAACAACGUCUACGUAGGAGACUAUACCUCUUCAGUGCCAAGUAAAUAAUUCUAUUGUAAUUUCUGUCUCUUUCCCAUCCAGGCGGAGCAGCUGCGGGUGUACCAGGUGAGGUAAAAGGUUUUUACGAAGCUUGGAAGAAAUACGGGGGUAAUAUACUGUGGAAAGACUUAGUACAACCGACCAUUGACAUGGCGAGGGACGGAUUUCCUUUUGGACCUUCUGCUUAUUACGCUGCAACACGGUCAAGUGUAAAACCGCGCCUCAAGGCAGAUCCUGGGUUGAGGUUUGUUUAAUGAACAAAGAACAUGUAUAAAUAUCCUUCCUCACGCGGGAAAAGCUGCUCUGAAAUUAGGUCUUCACAUAAGUUGGUUAGUUCAAGAAAUUAGAUGCUGCAUCAUAGCCUACACUAUUGGCUUAUGGAUGCACGCGGGAGGUUGCUACGCACUCAAAAAGCUCAGGUCGCCAUCGGCUAUCUCCUCGAGCGACUGUUACGCUUCUCUCGUGCUUUGCAAAUCUUCCGCGUGCAUCCAUAACCGAGAAAAAAUCAUGGAUCCUAUAAUUUUCUCAAUAGUGUACGCUGUGGUGUUUAUCAUUUGUUUUAUAACAUGACGUCGAUACAUUGAAGCUAAAGAGUUCCCCUUUCAUCGAACUAAAAAUGUUCGUGUGGUCUUACACGACCAGACGUUUUGUCGCGCGAAAGCUAAUCAUUGCACAAUCUGCAGCGCUGCCUAAGUCGUCAAAACAAUCGAAGAUAAAUGUAAUCACGUUUCCUGAAAUUCAUUCUGAGCUUUGUAUCCAUAAACAGUCGGUGCUUUUCUUCAAUCACGAGCAAAUUCCUCUGAAUUGAAAUAAAACUCCCUGGAUUUGUGUGCAUAAGGUUAGAUCGCACUGGCAAUAAAGAGGGAUAUGGCGGAGUUGCUAUGUAUGUUAGAGAAGAUUUGGCGUUUCGUUUGCGGAAUGAUAUCAAUACUGGUGGACAGGAAUGUUUAUGGAUUGAGUUAAUUCGAGAUAAAUGUAAGCCAACGUUAUUAUGUUGCGCUUAUAGAGCACCAGAUGCCGAUCUCCGCACUUUUAUUUCGUCUCUGCGAGAUAGUAUGCCUGCUGUUGAUCUUGAAAAAUCGGAUGUGGUCAUUUUAGGAGAUCUAAACGCAAACAUGAUGCCUAAUUCAAAAUUGCCCAAGAAAGACAAACAACUACUUCUCAACUUCUCGCGCGCUUUUGACUUCACACAGCUGAUAAAAGAGCCUACUCGAAUAUCUGACACCUCACGAACCUUGAUUGACCUGAUUUUUGUCAAUAAUGAACAUCGCAUUGUUAAAUCUGGUGUUGUUCCGUUUCCAUUGAGCGACCAUUACCUGGUGUUUUGCAUUCUAAAGACUGGUGUGCACACAAAAGCACAUCCAAGAAUGUUUGAGUAUCGCUCUUACAAGAAUUUCGAUGCGAAUUCAUUUAACGAAGAUCUUAGGAAUGUUCCUUGGCACGUCGUUGACAAUGAAAACAAUAUCGAUGACGCUUUAUUAACUUGGAACAAACUGUUUUCAGAAGUUGCAGACGAUCAUGCACCUGUCAAACGACGACGUGUGAAGGGAACACCUCUUCCUUGGAUGAAUAGCAAAAUUAGCGAAUCAAUGAGAGAUCGAGACUGGUAUCAUCGUAAAGCACGUAAAUCGAACUCAGAAAAGCACUGGAACACUUACAGGAAACUGAGGAACAAAGUAAACCGCUUAGUAAAAUCUGCUAAGUCGAAAUAUUACUGUGACAUGAUCGAGGAAGCCAGAGGAGAUCACGGCAAAAUGUGGAAAGCUGUAAACGAAGCAUGCAAUCGUAAUUCAUCCUCAGAAAAGGUUCAGUGCAUCAUUUCCGAUGGCAUUCAGCACACCACUUCCAAAUCCAUUGCUGUUGCUUUGAAUAGCUUCUUUGCAUCCAUAGGCAAGCGCCUAGCUGACAAAAUAACGACUACCUGGUCGAAUUGCAACUUGGUUUUAGAACAACCGUUGUCUCAGUUUCAGUUAACUGAACUAGAGGAAUCGUUUGUGCUUCAGCAGCUUACCUCUUUGAAGACAAAUAAAGCAAUUGGUUUGGACAAAAUUAGUGCUAGACUACUCAAGAGCUCUGCUAAUACAAUCACUCCCUCCAUCACUAAGCUGUUGAAUCGAUCGAUUCUUACUGGUAAAUUUCCUAAAUUGUGGAAAUGCUCAAAAAUUACAGCCUUGUUUAAAUCUGGCGACCGGUCAAAUGCAUCGAACUAUCGACCUAUCUCUAUUUUACCGACACUCAGUAAAAUUCUCGAGAAAGCCGUGCAUUCCCAGUUGUACCAAUACUUGGUUAUUAACAACCUUCUCACAAGGAAACAGUUUGGAUUCAGGAAGGGGCUCUCUACUGAAUCUGCUUUGACAUCAUUUGCUGAUGAAGUCUUAUUGAACAUGGAACAAGGUAAACUGUGUGGGGCCGUGUUUUUGGAUUUAACCAAGGCUUUCGACACCGUGGACCAUCGGAUUUUGUUACGCAAGCUUUCCAAAAUUGGUUUAAGUGAGAACUCGCUUCAGUGGUUCCGCUCUUACAUUACUGACAGGAAACAGCGUACAUGUUGUGGGAAUGAGUUGUCUGAUGAAUUGCCAGUUACCCAUGGGGUCCCUCAGGGAAGUAUUCUGGGUCCUCUGCUAUUUGUCAUCUACAUUAACGAUUUGCCAAGCGUUCUAUAGAUGCCUGUCAAGCAUCACUUUAUGCAGAUGAUACGGUGAUCUACUGCUAUGGGUCUUCCUCUCAGGAGCUGACUGAAAAGCUCAACCAAGACCUCCUGGCUGUGGCGAAAUGGCUGAAUGAACAUAAGUUAACACUGAAUCUGGAGAAAACCAAAUGCAUGCUUAUAGGCAGUAACAAGAAGUUACAGAGGAAAAUAGCUCUAUCUGUUUCAAUCUUUGAUCAUUGUAUAAACAAUGUUACUUGUUUUAAAUAUCUUGGAAUCUUAAUAUCGUCUGAUUUUUCGUGGACAAAUCAUGUCGAAUACAUGGCAGGGAAAGUUAAUCAAAGGCUUGGCCUACUUAGACGCAUUAAGCAUUUGUUACCGUUUAAGGCGCGCAUCCUUUUUUAUAAAAGCCUUGUUAUGCCCUUAUUCGAGUAUGCUGAUUUAGUUUGGGGAGACAAACAUAAUGUAACUUUAAUGUCUAGUUUGCAAGUGCUUCAAAAUAAGGUGGCUAAAAUAAUAUUAGAUCGACCACUGUAUUCCUCUGCGUCUGAUGCGUUAACUACACUGAAGUGGUUAACACUAGAAAAAAGGCGCUUCCAGCGCCGAUGCGUACAUGUAUAUAAAUGUCUUAAUGGUCUCACGCAUCACGAAUUAACAUUAGUCACUCAGCAAGAACAGCAUAGUUACAACACAAGAAAUAAAGCAAACCUCAAAAUUCCAUCCGUUAAAAGAAACUGGGGUAAACAAAGAACUGGCUAUCAUGCUGUAAGUGAUUUUAACUCGCUGGACAAAACUAUACGAGCCUCUGAUAAUGUAAAUAUUUUGAAGCGUCAGAUUUUUAAUUCAUUGAUUUAAGUUUUGUAUUACACAUAAGAUACAUUAGUUUUUAGUAGCAUCUUUUAGCAUUUUUAUUCAUUGUAAAUUUUUAAUUUUUAAUUUUCGAGGUCCUUUUUGUAAACCACUUUUUAGUGAAAAAGUUUCCUCAUUAAAGAUUGUCAUUAUUAUUAUUAAACAGAGCGCGCGAUUUACGUUGGUUUACAUAUAUUAUAAUGAUGGGCUCCUAGCAAUGACAGGAGGCUUAUAAAAACAACCAUCACUAUGAAAAGGAUGGAGCACCAUUCCCUAAAGCCCGCGGCCUUGGACAAACCUUACGGUUUAGGUAGCAGCCGUCUGGAUGGCUCUAAGUCCCAGGCUAGUCAUUCGGCACUCUCAGUCCUCUUUUGCUGCGUAAAGAUUGGGGUGAAGUGGACGUGUGUCUCUUGAUGAUAUCCUGACUGACUUUGGAACACUGGGGACUAGAUUCCGCAUGCACUACUAAUAGCAUGUACCAGUAAUAGCAUCUGCUAGUAAUACUUCGAAGGCCAGAUCGUGAUUGCUAUCCAAUGGAUAAGUGUAACAUGACAUGUUAUCUAAAGAAUAACCCCUGUUAUCACGCAUGUUCGACCAAUGUUCGAACUAAGCUUUGAUCUAGAUUUCUAAAUUGUAUGAUUUGAAUAGCUAAUCUUCGAAAGAGACCUUCACGUUCGACCUUAAAAAAACUGAUAAUUCCUCUCAAAAAAGUGUUUAGUCGAAUUUUAUUAUUUUUCUUUUCUUUUUCGAAGGCAACUUCUUUUCAAUGAAGAUGGUGAACUAAAGAAGUUAGGAGAAAUUUUAUACAUGCCGAAAUUUGCACGAACCUUGGAACGAAUCCGUGAUAAUCCAGAGGAUUUCUAUUUCGGAGAACUAGCGAGAGAUGUUGUACAAGACAUUGAAGAUGGUGGUGGUAUUUUCACCCGGGACGAUUUGAAGAACUACAAAGUGAAGUUCAGGAAACCUAUGGAAGGAAAGUUCGGAGAAUAUUCGUGGUAUUCUACUCCACCCCGGGGAGUGGCGUGGUGUUAAGUUUUAUCCUCAAUAUCUUAAAAGGUAUGUCGAGGCAUGUCAGGGGAGGGGCUCGGACCUGGUUUGGAAAAAAGGUCCUGAGAAUGGUACUGCUUAUUAGCUCUUUGAUAUUCACAUGUUGUUUUUCCUCAAGUUGUUUCAAGAUUUAUUUUUAUUCAGGAUUAUGGUAAUUCGCCGUUAAACGUCCACGACCAAACGUUUUGAAAAGAGUCAAGUUUCUCCGUCACUUUUUCUUUAUUCUAUAGGAUACAAUAUGAAACCUUGGGAUCGACAUGGAAUCAAAAACUCAACCCUUACAUAUCACAGAAUUGUGGAGGCUUUCAAGUUUGCUUACGCUUACCGAGCAUUACUGGGUGACCAAGACUUUGCAAAUGUUACGGAGGUAGGGUAGUCCUGUGGCUUAUCUGAGAUAGCUAUCUCGUGUUACAUUGCUUAGAAUCAUUAACCAGCUGUCCUAAAAGUUCCAAGGAGUCAAAAAACGAGUCUGCUAGAUCCGUUUUCUCCGUUGGAUGCUCUACCAACUGAGUUAUCGAGAAUCCUUUGGUGGACCAGCCAUGUGCUAGUUCCUAAGAAUAACACUGACCUCCUAUCCUACAUCUCGCAGAUCGUCAAAAACAUGACUGACGCCGACUUUGCCGAAUCCAUCCGCCAGCAGAUUUGGGACAACCAGACAUUCUCCGAUUACAAACACUACGGCGACUUUUAUCACAAUUCCAGCCAUCAAGGAACUUCACAUUUAUCUGUUAUCGCCGAAAAUGGCGAUGCUGUUUCUGCAACCACUACGAUAAAUCUUUUGUGAGUAUCCGAUGUAGUGGGGUUUCGUAAAUUCAGCUGGGGAUCGGGGGUGGGGAAAGAUAGGGAUAUGCAUGUGCUUGUAGCCUGGCCUCUUAUCCUUAUCUGCCCUAUCAACGAAGCAGGGUACGGUGGCGAUUCUAUUCUAUUAAGGUUCGCCCCCCCCCCCCCCGUCUUUUUUGUCAUGAGAAUUUCCUUUAGAAUUAAGGUGGAAGAUUUCUUUACAGAAAGAGUUGUCUUCUCGGAAAGUAAGCGUCGUGAUGGUCACGAUUUUCAAAUAUCUUUUUUCUGUCUUUGUUUCUCUGCUUCUUUCUUUUUUCCUUCACUCAUUUACCUAUUUAUUUUUUUUUUUUAACUCCAAACUCACAGCUUUGGAUCGAGAUAUCGUUCAACUCGUACAGGCAUCAUCUAUAACAACGAAAUGGACGACUUUUCUACUCCUGGUAAGAAAAACGCGUACGGUGUUGAACCGUCCGAGUCUAACAUGAUUGUGCCUGGGAAACGGCCCCAGUCCUCCACCGCGCCUUCGCUAUUUUUAGAUAAAAACGGAACAGCUCGUUUGGUGAUUGGAGCGUCCGGUGGAACGAAAAUAACAACCGCCAUCUCUUUGGUAAGGUAGCAACAAGUUAUUUUAGUGUGGUCCUAUCGUGUUACCGAUCUAAAGUCAUGUAUAAAAAGACAAAUAAACCGAAUCGCUACUGAGCUCGUUGCCCAUGGUCUAUCCCAGUGAAGUGUUGUUACUGACGUCACAAAAAAAUUGUAUCGACUAAUUUGGCGAAAAGUUUUGAAAAUGUGCAAAUAAAAAAAUGUAUAUCCAGAGAAAGAUGGAAUGAAACUUUUGCUGGUAACUAAUUCUCACGAUUUUCUUCGAAACAUUAACAACAAGGACACGAAAUGUUUUGGAAAUUUACUACUUGCUGAGCUUUACAAAUGCAACACAUGCAAAGUAGAUGAUUGUUACAUGAAUAUUUAGGUUAGUCCGGCGAAUAAAGGUGCAAAUAGACACUUAACCGGGAGUGUUCAUUUGACUGGAGAUAGCAAGCUUUUCCUGCGUUAUAUUUUUUCGAUGGUGUUUUCCCGCGAGAACAUGUUUUUGCAGAUCAAACACAAUUUUCAAAAACAGAUCAUAGGAAUUAGAGUGUUGAUUAAACUUCUCACUCUAAGUAGUGUUGAUUAAACCUCUUACUCUAAGUAGCAACCAAAUAUGAACUUCUCCUUAAUAUAUAGAUUUAGGCAAGCCUAAAAGCGGAGCUCGCAUUUUUUUUUUCCGCACGUCUCUUCAACAAAACUAAAGCCCCUACUAUGGAUAAAGUGCGUGUUGAUAUUGAUGGAUUUUCAUUCGCAGCUUCUCCGUGUCCGUGUAGAGGACUGAUUAUAAGAUAGUGCCCGUGGUACAGUUGGCCGCGCAUGCUAAAAGUAGCACCUUGUACGGUCGGUCGUACGGUCGUACAUUUAAAUUUUUUCGGCUUGAUGAGUUACUACUAUUUUGUAUAAUUAUGGAGCUACGCUCUACGAACUCCGCUAUAAUAUCAAUACAUUUUUAAGAUAGAUAUGUAGAGGUGAGAAAAUUAUCAACUAGGGGACAUCUUUUUGAUUUAACAAGAAGUUCUCUGAUCCAAGAUUUUAAGAAAUGUAUAGCUUACCGUUUGGAGAAUUGAUAUUUAAAUCUUGCAAGCGGAAGGGCUAAUGUCUCACCAAAAGAUGCCUUACCGUGUGUAAUUAACUUCCAGGUUAUGAUGAAUUACCUCUGGUUCAACCGUACCCUUUCGCAGGCUGUGGUUGAUCCCAGGCUCCACCACCAGCUAAUGCCGAUGUAUAUCCGCAUAGACAAAGACUUUCAAAUGCCCCUUGCCAUCCAAGAAGGACUGCAGAGGCUUGGGCACAAUGUCAGGAAUAUCAGUGGUUACGCAGUGGUGCAGGCUGCGGCCACAAAUGAUGACGGGACACUGACAGGAAAAUCUGACCCCAGGAAGAGUGGGUGGGCUGCUGGGUACUGA